Yarrowia lipolytica CLIB122 is the source of this 1953-nucleotide messenger RNA. RefSeq lists its product as uncharacterized. Gene Ontology annotation, molecular function: ATP citrate synthase activity. Gene Ontology annotation, biological process: acetyl-CoA biosynthetic process; fatty acid biosynthetic process; tricarboxylic acid cycle. The record is from RefSeq and is a predicted model, not a curated record. Gene Ontology annotation, cellular component: cytosol. Lineage: Eukaryota; Fungi; Ascomycota; Dipodascomycetes; Dipodascales.
AUGUCUGCCAACGAGAACAUCUCCCGAUUCGACGCCCCUGUGGGCAAGGAGCACCCCGCCUACGAGCUCUUCCAUAACCACACACGAUCUUUCGUCUAUGGUCUCCAGCCUCGAGCCUGCCAGGGUAUGCUGGACUUCGACUUCAUCUGUAAGCGAGAGAACCCCUCCGUGGCCGGUGUCAUCUAUCCCUUCGGCGGCCAGUUCGUCACCAAGAUGUACUGGGGCACCAAGGAGACUCUUCUCCCUGUCUACCAGCAGGUCGAGAAGGCCGCUGCCAAGCACCCCGAGGUCGAUGUCGUGGUCAACUUUGCCUCCUCUCGAUCCGUCUACUCCUCUACCAUGGAGCUGCUCGAGUACCCCCAGUUCCGAACCAUCGCCAUUAUUGCCGAGGGUGUCCCCGAGCGACGAGCCCGAGAGAUCCUCCACAAGGCCCAGAAGAAGGGUGUGACCAUCAUUGGUCCCGCUACCGUCGGAGGUAUCAAGCCCGGUUGCUUCAAGGUUGGAAACACCGGAGGUAUGAUGGACAACAUUGUCGCCUCCAAGCUCUACCGACCCGGCUCCGUUGCCUACGUCUCCAAGUCCGGAGGAAUGUCCAACGAGCUGAACAACAUUAUCUCUCACACCACCGACGGUGUCUACGAGGGUAUUGCUAUUGGUGGUGACCGAUACCCUGGUACUACCUUCAUUGACCAUAUCCUGCGAUACGAGGCCGACCCCAAGUGUAAGAUCAUCGUCCUCCUUGGUGAGGUUGGUGGUGUUGAGGAGUACCGAGUCAUCGAGGCUGUUAAGAACGGCCAGAUCAAGAAGCCCAUCGUCGCUUGGGCCAUUGGUACUUGUGCCUCCAUGUUCAAGACUGAGGUUCAGUUCGGCCACGCCGGCUCCAUGGCCAACUCCGACCUGGAGACUGCCAAGGCUAAGAACGCCGCCAUGAAGUCUGCUGGCUUCUACGUCCCCGAUACCUUCGAGGACAUGCCCGAGGUCCUUGCCGAGCUCUACGAGAAGAUGGUCGCCAAGGGCGAGCUGUCUCGAAUCUCUGAGCCUGAGGUCCCCAAGAUCCCCAUUGACUACUCUUGGGCCCAGGAGCUUGGUCUUAUCCGAAAGCCCGCUGCUUUCAUCUCCACUAUUUCCGAUGACCGAGGCCAGGAGCUUCUGUACGCUGGCAUGCCCAUUUCCGAGGUUUUCAAGGAGGACAUUGGUAUCGGCGGUGUCAUGUCUCUGCUGUGGUUCCGACGACGACUCCCCGACUACGCCUCCAAGUUUCUUGAGAUGGUUCUCAUGCUUACUGCUGACCACGGUCCCGCCGUAUCCGGUGCCAUGAACACCAUUAUCACCACCCGAGCUGGUAAGGAUCUCAUUUCUUCCCUGGUUGCUGGUCUCCUGACCAUUGGUACCCGAUUCGGAGGUGCUCUUGACGGUGCUGCCACCGAGUUCACCACUGCCUACGACAAGGGUCUGUCCCCCCGACAGUUCGUUGAUACCAUGCGAAAGCAGAACAAGCUGAUUCCUGGUAUUGGCCAUCGAGUCAAGUCUCGAAACAACCCCGAUUUCCGAGUCGAGCUUGUCAAGGACUUUGUUAAGAAGAACUUCCCCUCCACCCAGCUGCUCGACUACGCCCUUGCUGUCGAGGAGGUCACCACCUCCAAGAAGGACAACCUGAUUCUGAACGUUGACGGUGCUAUUGCUGUUUCUUUUGUCGAUCUCAUGCGAUCUUGCGGUGCCUUUACUGUGGAGGAGACUGAGGACUACCUCAAGAACGGUGUUCUCAACGGUCUGUUCGUUCUCGGUCGAUCCAUUGGUCUCAUUGCCCACCAUCUCGAUCAGAAGCGACUCAAGACCGGUCUGUACCGACAUCCUUGGGACGAUAUCACCUACCUGGUUGGCCAGGAGGCUAUCCAGAAGAAGCGAGUCGAGAUCAGCGCCGGCGACGUUUCCAAGGCCAAGACUCGAUCAUAG